GCCGUGCCCGCGCGCCCCGCGCCCAGGUCUGGGCAGCCCGCCGCCAGGCAGCGGGAGCAGCGGCCGGCUCUGGGAUCUCGCCUGCCUGUUUGCUUCCCUCGCCUGCUCGGGAUGGCUGGCUACCUGCGGGUCGUGCGCUCGCUCGGCAGAGCCUCGGGCUCCGGGCCGGCCUGGGCGCCGGCUGCCCUGACAGGCCCCAACUUGCAGGACCAGCCGCGGCGCCACUAUGCCGACAAGAGGAUCAAGGUGGCCAAGCCGGUGGUGGAGAUGGAUGGCGACGAGAUGACUCGUAUCAUCUGGCAGUUCAUCAAGGAGAAGCUCAUCCUGCCCCACGUGGACGUCCAACUCAAGUAUUUCGACCUGGGGCUCCCGAACCGUGACAAGACCGACGACCAGGUCACCAUCGACUCCGCGUUGGCCACCCAGAAGUACAGUGUGGCUGUCAAGUGUGCCACCAUCACCCCUGAUGAGGCCCGUGUGGAAGAGUUCAAGCUGAAGAAGAUGUGGAAGAGUCCCAAUGGAACCAUCCGGAACAUCCUCGGUGGGACUGUCUUCCGGGAGCCCAUUAUCUGCAAAAACAUCCCCCGCCUUGUCCCUGGCUGGACCAAGCCCAUCACCAUUGGGAGGCACGCCCAUGGCGACCAGUACAAGGCCACGGACUUUGUGGCCGACAGGGCAGGCACCUUCAAGAUGGUGUUCACUCCGAAGGAUGGCAGCAGCCCCAAGGAGUGGGAGGUGUACAACUUCCCCGCCGGCGGCGUGGGCAUGGGCAUGUACAACACCGACGAGUCCAUCUCGGGUUUUGCGCACAGCUGCUUCCAGUAUGCCAUCCAGAAGAAGUGGCCGCUGUACAUGAGCACCAAGAACACCAUUCUGAAAGCCUAUGAUGGGCGCUUCAAGGACAUCUUCCAGGACAUCUUUGACAAGCACUAUAAGACGGACUUCGACAAGAAUAAGAUCUGGUACGAACACCGGCUCAUCGACGACAUGGUGGCGCAGGUCCUCAAGUCCUCAGGCGGCUUUGUGUGGGCCUGCAAGAACUACGAUGGAGACGUGCAGUCGGACAUCCUGGCUCAGGGCUUUGGCUCCCUGGGCCUGAUGACGUCUGUGCUCGUCUGCCCGGACGGAAAGACCAUCGAGGCUGAGGCUGCUCACGGGACCGUCACCCGCCACUAUCGGGAGCAUCAGAAGGGCCGGCCUACCAGCACCAACCCCAUCGCCAGCAUCUUUGCCUGGACACGAGGCCUGGAGCACCGGGGGAAGCUGGACGGCAACCAGGACCUCAUCCGGUUUUCCCAGACCCUGGAGAAGGUGUGCGUUCAGACAGUGGAGAGCGGAGCCAUGACCAAGGACCUGGCGGGCUGCAUCCAUGGUCUCAGCAACGUGAAGCUGAACGAGCACUUCCUGAACACCUCGGACUUCCUGGACACCAUCAAGAGCAACCUGGACAAAGCCCUGGGCCAGAAGUAGCGGGGCGGGCAGCGCGGCCCAGCCCCGUAGUGGACACCAGUCCUGGGACACGCGCCGGAGGGUGAGCCUCACAGCCCUCUCCGGAGGCCUUUCUAGGGGACACUUUUUAUAAACGAAAUGUUUUUAAAAGUACCUGCGUUUCCCCUCACAGUGACGUGAGGCAGGAACAGAGUGUUUUACCUCAGCCAGUCAGUAUGCUUUGCAUACUGUAAUUUAUAUUGCCCUUGGAACACAUGGUGCCAUAUUUAGCUACUAAACUCUCUUCACAAAA
Pteronotus mesoamericanus is the source of this 1741-nucleotide messenger RNA. RefSeq names its product isocitrate dehydrogenase (NADP(+)) 2 (gene IDH2). Gene Ontology annotation, biological process: isocitrate metabolic process; NADP+ metabolic process. Gene Ontology annotation, cellular component: mitochondrion. The record is from RefSeq and is a predicted model, not a curated record. Lineage: Eukaryota; Metazoa; Chordata; Mammalia; Chiroptera; Mormoopidae. The coding region runs from base 112 to 1470 and encodes 452 amino acids. The transcript has 11 exons. Gene Ontology annotation, molecular function: isocitrate dehydrogenase (NADP+) activity; NAD binding; magnesium ion binding.